This is a messenger RNA of Maudiozyma barnettii, 423 nucleotides long. It is a transcript of the gene SDH7, whose product is annotated as Sdh7p. Gene Ontology annotation, cellular component: mitochondrion; mitochondrial intermembrane space. Gene Ontology annotation, biological process: mitochondrial respiratory chain complex II assembly; succinate metabolic process. The transcript has a single exon. Lineage: Eukaryota; Fungi; Ascomycota; Saccharomycetes; Saccharomycetales; Saccharomycetaceae. The coding region runs from base 1 to 423 and encodes 140 amino acids. The record is from RefSeq and is a predicted model, not a curated record.
AUGAAUAUCCAGGUCACUUAUAAACAAAUCGAGGGGUUAACUCGUAUCGUAAUGAGAAGGGCAGCCUCCCACAGUGCUCAGACUAAAGACGCAUUAUUACCUCCUUUAAUGUUGUAUAGAAGAAUUCUUAGAGCCCAUAGGGUAUUGCCAGAGGUUCAAAGAUCAAUAGGUGACAAGUAUGUGAAGAAUGAGUUCAACCUUCAUAAGGAUAUCGAUAACCCACUACAUAUUGUAGCGUUCCUGACAAGCUGGCAGGACUAUCUACACAUGAUUACUAAUGGUCAGUGGCAAGAAGGCACUUUAUCAAAGAGUUCUUUGGAGAAGAUGUCACCUGAACAAGUAGGGCAGUUAUAUGAAUUGAUGAAGGAAACGGAACGUGUCCUAUCCGGUAAACCAGAAGAUGCCAAAGACAAGAAGCAAUAA